This is a messenger RNA of Notothenia coriiceps (black rockcod), 2959 nucleotides long. RefSeq names its product MYC-associated zinc finger protein b (purine-binding transcription factor) (gene mazb). Gene Ontology annotation, biological process: regulation of gene expression. The transcript has 7 exons. Gene Ontology annotation, cellular component: nucleus. The coding region runs from base 1106 to 2578 and encodes 490 amino acids. Lineage: Eukaryota; Metazoa; Chordata; Actinopteri; Perciformes; Nototheniidae. The record is from RefSeq and is a predicted model, not a curated record.
ACCAUAUGUUAUGCACAAUAUGUAUUUGUAUAUAUAUUUUCCAAAGCAGACUGUUUUUAUGCCCGAUUAUGCUCGUCCAUUGUGUGUGCAUGCUGAGCAGCUAUUCGUCCUGGUUACUAUAUCUGACUCUGACAUCAUGCCGACGCACCUCCCUUUAAGAUGCGUCAGUCAUCUGUCCGUUAAUGGAGUCAUUCAGGCUGUUUUCUGCAGGAGGAGAUCUACAUUUAGCGUCGGCCGACAAAACACCAGGAAGGGAAGGGGGAGAGGACGGAAAUGAGAGGGGGGUGUCCAAAGAGGAAAACCCUCUCCCUUUAAGAACAAGUGGGACAUAGCGGUGCGAGAAAAGGAGAGGAGGGGGAGAAGAAAGAGGAAUUAAAAAAGAAAAGGAAGAAAGAGACAGGGAGGGAGGAGGGAGAGCGGGCGAUAAAAAAAGAAAGAUGACAUCCUCGCAGCUGAGCGGCCGAGGUGGAGCGAUAGGCUGCGGCCGGCCGAGAGCGCCUCUCUCCGGGGUCAGAGCGUGAACCAACAGCGAGGCUUCGACAAACACCCGAUUGGCCUAUUGGGGGGAAAUCGGAAAAAAUAGAUUCAUAAAUUAAAAACAAAGCAUGACCUGCUGUGCUGCCAGAUACGUGUGUUAUUACCCUUUUUUGUUCUCUUGCGUGAAAAACAUUUAUUUUAGUAUGUUUUUAGCGAAAGUGUGAUAGUGUAAUAUGCGAUUUUUGUUGUUUUUACCAAGCAGUUUUGUUGUGUGCGUUUUAGUGAGAUUAGUGUGCUGGGGAAUUAAAGUUAGAAACCAAAGUGAAAAGAGAAACAGGCCAUUAUUGUUGGACCUGGCCUGCUCCACUACUGCCUGUGUGCUGCAGCCUGCGUUAGUCAACAGCUGCGUGCAUUUUAAUGGACAGCAUUAGGCUACCUCAAUGAGAAAAACAUAUUUUUGCAGACGACUUUAUCCACGUUUUUCACGCAAAUCCAGAAGCCCGUGGUUUCUGCUGCAGGACAGGCGACUGUGUGCGCCUCGAUCUCCGGUGGGCCGAUCAAAACCAUGCAAAGGCAGCCCUGCCCGAUUUCAAUCAGGACUUAAUAAUCUCCAUCGCUGUGGCGCAAAAUGGAUGCUGCUUGGAGCAAUUUUCUCUUCCAGAAUACUCCCACCCAAAACCAAGUGGAGGGGAGCCUCCAAUCAGAGCUCAUGCAAGUGCAUACGAGUUCUCCCCAAACCCCACCCACAGAGCACAUAGCACAGCCUCCUUCAACUGUGGACACUGCUGCUCUCAAUGAGGAACCCCUGCCUGGUGAGGGACACUGCACUGCAUCCUACACCUGUGGAGCUGACAACAUGAAGCCUGUGUCCCGGCCCGGCCGCGUGCCCCACAUCUGUGCCAUCUGCAACAAGCAGUUCAAGAACAACUACAACCUGCGGCGGCACCAGUCGGUCCACACCGGGGUACGCAUGAAGGACAGGGCCAGAGAGCAGGCGGAGGGGGCAAAGGAGGGCGCCGCGGCCCCGUCGGCGAUGGCGGGGGGGGCCGGAGGGAGGGUGGAGAGGACCACUGUUCCCCUCUCCCUGCUACACCUCUCCGCUCCUCCUCCUCUCGCCCCUCCCGGCGUGCUGGCGGGGUCCCUGCAGAUCCCUCUGGGUAGUCAGGAUGGUGAAGGGGGGGCCAUGGCUAACGUAAUGGCUAGUGUUAACCCCCACGCUCCGCCUCCUGCUGCUGUCGUCAUGGCCACAGGGGCGACAGUACAGCGACCCUCAAAUCCCAACCCAAACCCAGUAAGGAAAAACCAUGCCUGCGAGACGUGCGGGAAGGCUUUCCGUGACGUUUACCACCUCAACCGCCACCGCCUGUCCCACUCUGACGAGAAGCCGUUCUCCUGUCACAUCUGCCAGCAGCGCUUCAAGAGGAAGGACCGCAUGAGCCACCAUGUGCGAUCCCACCAGGGAGGCGUGGAGAAACCCUACGUCUGCCCCCACUGUGGCAAAGCUUUCUCCAGGCCUGACCAUCUGAACAGUCACGUCAGACAGGUGCACUCGUCGGAGCGACCCUUCAAAUGCCCGGUGAGUCAGACCUGUGAGUCCAGUUUUGCCACGAAGGAUCGUUUGCGUGCGCACAUGAUUCGCCACGAGGAGAAGGUCCCCUGCCACAUCUGUGGGAAGCUGCUGUCCGCUGCAUACAUCACAGAUCACAUGAGGGUGCACAACCAGUCCCAGCAUCACGCUUGCCACCUCUGUAACCGCAGCUUCACCACGCUGACCUACCUUCGUGUCCACGCCCAGAAGCACCACGGCCAGGAGUGGAAGGACAGUCCGGGGGGCUUCGGCGGCUCGGCUUCCGGCGGCAUUCUGGUCUGCCACUUGUGCGGCAUCCACUGCAAGACGCCCACCCAGCUCCAGGGGCACAUGGGCACCCAUGGCAACAACCAGGGUGUCCCGAGCCCCAUCACCUCCAAUGUGGCUGCCAGCAGCUCCGUCUCCCUUAGCAACAUGGUGACGGCGCCAACUGUUUAUGUCACGGGCAACACGGUGGUGGACCUGCUUGUCACAGACUGCUCGAGCAUCGCAGCGCCACAGUCCCACAGUUAGCAGCAAUAAUGACCUCAAACCUUUAACAGAGGGCAGGGUUAGAAAAGGUCAAAGUUACAGGUAGAUGUUUGUAAUGUCCCCACUUAUAGGUAAGGAUUAAAAGGUGGGGGGGAUUAAGUCCAGUCAAGGGCAGUAUCACCUCAGAGCUGCAGAGCAUCGGUGGAAAGUGGACGGUAUUAAUAGCUAUGAACUCACGAAAAGAUAUACCUUUGUGGCCGUAGCAAGGUUCAUUGACACUAACGACAAACAUGGAUGUGCAGUGUUUCCCCUAGGUUGACUGCUUUGGGCGGGGUGCUGUCUGAGCGUGGGGGGGAUUUUUUAAAUCCUCUGGAGCAGAGAGAGGAGCUGUGGAUUAUUGUUAUUGAUUAAUGCAUCAGUGUU